AUGAUUGAGUUCGUGAAGAGAGAUCAAUUCCAUCAUCUGUUUUCAGAGUAUGCGCUAGAGCAUCUGGAUCACUUUGAUAAUCUUUGUGAUUCCUAUGGAGUCUUUGACUUUGAGAAGAAGAUGAUGCUAUUCAGCACAUCACUAGCUGGACCAGCACUAGAUUGGGCGCAGCAUGAGCCACUCUCUACAAUCGAGUCAUGGAUCGAUUUUAGAGAAGCCUUCUUGAAGAGAUUUGCAAGGCUACCACCUUUCAAGUCCAAGUACAAUCACUACUCUCAUCAGCUGGAGAGAGAGCGUGAAGAAGAAGAAUGGGGAGGCAUACCACCCCAUCUUGAAGAGCUAAUCAAGCAUGUGGAGAGAAACCCUUUCUACAAUUCUACUUCAGAGUGUGCAAAGGAGCAUCUAUGCAACUUUGAGCAGCUUUGCCACGACUAUGGAGUUGGAGAUAACCCCAAGAAGAUACAACUUUUCCAACUAUCUUUAGCUGGACAAGCCAAAGAAUGGGCUAAGUUCAACGCCCAACAUGCUUUCAAGACUUGGAAUGGAUACAAAGGAGCUUUCCUCUACAGAUUUGCUAAAGGUCCCAUUUAUGUUCCACCACCACGCCCCAGUAAUUUUUCGAUGGAUUUCCGACGGUUUUCAACAGCACAAAAACGGUCGCCAAAAGAGCGAAGACUGUCCAAAGCCGAUCUAUCGAGAAUCGACGCCCAAACCGCGCAGAACGGCCGGCCGAGGAACGCAUGUUCCGCUCUCGGCCAAAAUUGCGUCCGUCCGUCUGAAGUCUCGGCCAAAGUUCAAAACCGUUCGGCCGAUCAUGCAUCACGACCCGGGAAACUAAGACCCGCAGUCGGCCACGCCACGACCGUCCACGCCUCGCCGCGCACGACCAUGCCGCGCGAGCCGGGAAACAAAGCCUCGCGGCCGCGUAACCUAUCUCGCGUACCACGGCCGAUGGUUCCGGCUCGUCCCAAGUCCGGCCGAGAAACCAUCGACCAUUCCAUCAACCGUCCGACCACACCGGCCGACCGUUAA
This is a messenger RNA of Microthlaspi erraticum, 1032 nucleotides long. The record is from the annotation of a GenBank genome assembly. Lineage: Eukaryota; Viridiplantae; Streptophyta; Magnoliopsida; Brassicales; Brassicaceae.